This is a messenger RNA of Panicum hallii, 1264 nucleotides long. RefSeq lists its product as uncharacterized. Gene Ontology annotation, biological process: regulation of defense response to fungus. Lineage: Eukaryota; Viridiplantae; Streptophyta; Magnoliopsida; Poales; Poaceae. The record is from RefSeq and is a predicted model, not a curated record. The coding region runs from base 77 to 1264 and encodes 395 amino acids. The transcript has 3 exons.
GUUGACAGUUACGUGAAAAAUUUGGAGGUCUCUUGAAGGUUCUGUCAGCCAGGCAAACCAGCCAACCAGGACGAUCAUGGAGUCGGGUGAGAUCAGAAAGCGGUUCGGCCGGUGCCCUUACUGCCGCGCCAUGGUCUACCAGGACCCCGAGGUGGUCAUCUACUACUGCAGCAAAUGCCGCACUCCGAUCAGAGGCAAGAACCCGGUGCCGACGGAAGAAACCGGCGAUGCGCUCAGUAGGCUGGAGAUCCUCUCGGCGGACACCGCGUCGGUGUUCUCCGACGAGCUCGACGCUUGCCGGACUCAGGCUUCGGUUCUCGACGUCCACGGCGACCGGUCUCCGUUGUUCAGCAGCUCCACGUCUUGUUCCGGCUUAACCGCGAACAGCCGCGACGGUGCCCGCGUUUACUCGAACGAGCAAGACGAGCGCCGGCCGCUGUCUCGGCGGACGAGGCGCGCGGCGUGCUCUGACUCGUUCGUUCUCCGUUGCGGCGUGUUCAUGUCAACGCAUUCGGAGACGAAGGAGGGGUUCUCCUCUCCAAGAAACGCGUGCGGACGGCAGCGCCGGCGAUCUUUCGUGGGCUUACAGGAGCUCGAGGCUUCUAUGAGUUCUAUCAGCUGGUCCAGACAGGUGCCGUCGUCCCGUGUCGGGCCGUCGCCGCUGACGGACCCGGCGUUCCAAAGGGACCUGCUCAGCACGCUUGACAGCCUCCGCGGCCUGAUCGCCGCCAUCGAGCCGGCGUCAAUCGGCGCGAGAGCGGCGGCGGCGCGCCGCGGCGCCCGCUUCUUCCGCCGGCUGGAGUCCCAUCUCGCGCGGGCGCUGCCUGGCCAGGAGCACGCCCCGCGCCGGAACGCGGGCGGCAGCACUGGCUCGUCGCGGUCGUCUUCGGCAUCGUCCACCGGCGCGCGCAGCGGACGGCGGAAGCAGCACCACUGCCGCCCGGUCAUGGGCGGCGCGCCGUUCCUGGUCUGCGGCAGCUGCUCCGAGCUGCUGCAGGUGCCGGCGACGACGCUGGUGUCACGGAGAAAGGUCGCCAGGCUGCGGUGCGGCGGCUGCGAGGAGGUGCUCGAGCUGGCGGCGUCCGGGGGCGUUGCUGGGCCGGCACCGCGCCAGACGACUCCGACGUCGUCCGCGCUGCCGGAGUCCGACGACCCAGGCAGUUGGAACAGUAGCGUGCGCGGUGGUGGUGCGCAGCCGCUGCCGCUGCACCGCGCGUUGGGGUACAGUUCACCGAGCCCGCUUCUGCAGAGCCGGCGCUGCUGA